AUGAUGUUGGAAAGGUCGAUCCCAAAUAACCAAUCUGCAACCCCAAAUUCUUUCUCAUGUGAACCUGCUAGUGCACACGAGCCUACCUCACUAUCCCCUCAAGUCCUGCGUGAUCCUAUAGCCAUGGGGGAACCCCACUGUGAUAGCCUGGAACAAAGUGCGAGUGACACACCAUUUAUCAUUCCACCAAAGGAAAUUGUCAUUGAAUCUUUCAGUCUAUAUCUACAGUAUUGCCACAAACAGCCGUUGUGGCUUUUUGAUGAAGAGGAUUUAUCAAAUCCACAAGGCUCCUGCCAAGAACUCAUGUUUGGUAUACUUGCAUUGGCUCUACGUUAUUCAGACAACCCAUUUUUUGAGGGUCAAAGGGACAAAAUGUGCCGAGAAUAUGCCGAAGCUGCUCGUGGCCUUGUUAUGCUUCGAAUAGCCCAGGGAAAGUGUGCAGCUAAUGAUACUCACAUGGCCUGGUUACACAUUGGUCUUGCUACAAGCCUCUCCAAAUGUGGGGGACUUGACAUUGAGUCGCAUCAUGGAGAACUCUCAGAUACGAUCGAGACACAACGAAAACUGUUCUGGAGCAUUCACCUUCUCAAUCAGCAAUAUGGCCCAGGAAAUAUGCAACUGAGCCUGCUCCACGAAAUUCAACAUCCAAAGUAUAUGGGUGUAAACAUGGACACCAUGAGCAGAAUGGGAGUAAAACCUCCCCAGCCUCCACAGGAAACCGGAAAUGCAAGACAAACCGAAGGUAUCUGGAUUUACAUGGUGCAACUAUCCACUUUGUGGAGCGAAGUACAACAUUACGUUUCACAUUGCGCCAGCGGAGACUCAACACCCCCUUGGUCAUUGAAAUCGGGUUAUUCCGCCAUAGGGGCCCAUCUAAUGAACAUUGAGACAAAGUUUCCUACAUCACAUCGUUGGGACUCGGUGAGAUUCAUGGACCACUCAAAAGAAGACUUACACCAAAAUCGAGGCUAUUGGAGUCCUUGGCUAUAUCUCCAGUUUACCUAUCACGCCAUCCACAGUGUCCUCAACCAUCCGUUUCUUUAUUCAUGGAGACCCCAACAAUCUUCUCAACUUGCUGUCCCAAACACCUUUUGGAAAACAUCAUCUGAGCUAGCUCUCAUUCACACGACAUGGACAGUUCGGCUGAUUGAAAUAAUCAAAGAGAAACACUACCAAGUAUCCGACCCAUCCAUUGGACAUCUGGUAGCCAUCGCUGCAACAAUUCAGCUUUACUAUUGCUGCGCGGCAGAUCCGGCCAUCAGGGACUCUGCGCAAACCAAAGUUGAUAUUUGUCUGAGGUUUUUAGGACAGCUUGCAAAAAAGUGGCCAAGGUGCCAGGCAAUACACCAAAAGCUAGAACUGAUCCUACAGUCGGCAUUUGCUUCAAAUACGGCCCUGAGAAGGCUCAAUUCUCCCCGAAGAAAGCUAUCAAUCAAUACAGCGUUGAUGUGGGACAUCCUUCUCUACAACUCGCCAAGGACGUCAUCUGCACAUAUAGGAGAAGGCCUUUUUGAUAUAUCAUUUUUCCAAGCGCCUGAGAAUAGGAUGGAGGACAAAGAGACUGUUGAGACAGAGUUUUUUCAUCAUUCUACAAGAACAAUCGAUACAUCAGAUGGAGGUCAAGGAUUACCACCCUACUCAAGUGCCGUGAAUGGUCGAUCCUCUUCAAGAGAUGAGCAACAGAGUGAACAAGGGCUGUGGAAUCGAAGUCUUUCUUCCCCUCCGGACAAUAUUAAUGAACAGCUGCUACCUCAAGAAACAAUGAUAUCGUCCGGUUCCGGGUUCCGGGGGGACGUAUCUUGGAUGGACCUUUCACAUGACCCAUUUUUUCAGUUCCAAGAUAAUCUCAAUCCUAACUUGGGAAUAUGGGAAGUUGGCAAUUUAUAA
Penicillium vulpinum is the source of this 1887-nucleotide messenger RNA. Its product is annotated as fungal specific transcription factor domain-containing protein. NCBI's taxonomy places the organism in Eukaryota, Fungi, Ascomycota, Eurotiomycetes, Eurotiales, Aspergillaceae. Gene Ontology annotation, cellular component: nucleus. The record is from RefSeq and is a predicted model, not a curated record. The coding region runs from base 1 to 1887 and encodes 628 amino acids. The transcript is spliced from 4 exons.